AUGGCCAAGAAGACCCAGAACACAAAAUCAAAAACUCCUCGUCAGGGCCCUGUACCACAGUCAUCAUCAGGCAAGGCUCCGCAGCAGGCCGAAGAGGCCGUCAGCCCGCAGGAUGCAGCUACCCGGCGGCAACACGCCGCCAUUCUCGAAGUCUUCCGCAGGGUCUUUGGCGAGACGACCCUGUCUGCGGACGACUUCACGACAACUCUCCAAGAGGUGAAGCAGGCUCUGUUCAACCGGGAGUUCGACAAGGCCUUUGGCAACGAGAAGUAUCUCGACGUCUACGCCGCGAGAUGGAGCCCGCCGAGAGCCAUGUGCUAUUCCUCUGUUCUCGGCGGUGUCGAGACGUACCUACGGGACAUCCUGCAGAGUCAGAGCGCACAAGCAGGCGAGGAUGACGCUGCGCGACCGCCGCCUUCCCGACUCCGGGUGCUCUCGAUAGGUGGUGCCGCCGCAGAGCUCAUCGCCGUUGGCUCGUUCUUAGCUCAGCUUGAGAAUGUGUCUGGCGACGUCUACCUCCUAGACUCAGGCCCGUGGGACUCGGUCGUGCAAAAGCUGUACGCCGGUCUCACGACUCCCCCGCCGGUGUCCAAGUACGCCAGCGAGGCAGCGAGGGCAGCUGUGUCCGCCAUAAUUCCUCCGUCUCGCCUCACAUCCACCUUCCGCCAGGUUGAUGUCCUCGAGGCUGACAAGGAGUACAUGUCCAAACUUCUUGGCGCUGACGGUUCCACGGCCGCGCCGGUGCUCAUCACCGUCUUCUUCACGCUCAACGAGCUCUUCACCGCCGGCGGCAUCGGCAAGACCACCAAGUUCCUCAUGAAUCUGACCGCCGCUGUUCCCUCGGGCUCGCUGCUGCUCGUGGUUGACAGCCCCGGCAGCUACUCGGAGACCGUAGUGGGCAAGCAGUCACGGAAAUAUCCCAUGCACUGGCUGCUCGACAAGGUGCUUACGAGCGUCGAGGACUGCGAGUGGACGAAGCUCGAGUCCCACGACUCCAUCUGGUUCAGGCUGCCCGAGCGCGUCGACUACCCCAUCUCCCUGGAGAACAUGCGGUAUCAGAUGCACCUGUAUCGAGCGGUCAAGCCCGCGCCCAGCGGAGGUCCUUGA
Messenger RNA from Thyridium curvatum, 1107 nucleotides. RefSeq lists its product as uncharacterized. The transcript has a single exon. The record is from RefSeq and is a predicted model, not a curated record. NCBI's taxonomy places the organism in Eukaryota, Fungi, Ascomycota, Sordariomycetes, Thyridiales, Thyridiaceae. Bases 1 to 1107 code for a protein of 368 amino acids.